This is a messenger RNA of Chondrus crispus (carragheen), 375 nucleotides long. RefSeq names its product 40S ribosomal protein S26. Gene Ontology annotation, molecular function: structural constituent of ribosome; mRNA binding. Gene Ontology annotation, cellular component: ribosome; cytosolic small ribosomal subunit. The transcript has a single exon. Gene Ontology annotation, biological process: translation. Bases 1 to 375 code for a protein of 124 amino acids. Lineage: Eukaryota; Rhodophyta; Florideophyceae; Gigartinales; Gigartinaceae. The record is from RefSeq and is a predicted model, not a curated record.
AUGACUGUGAAGCGCCGCAACCACGGCCGUAACAGGCACGGUCGCAACCACACCCACCUUGUCGUGUGCGACGGCUGCGGCUGCAAGCCUGCGAAGGAUAAGGCCAUCAAGCGAUUCACCGUCCGCAACAUUGUCGACAAGAGUUCGCUGCGCGAUCUCAACGAAGCUUGCGUUAUCGACGAAUACGAGCUCCCCAAGUUCUACAUCAAGCUCCAUUACUGCGUCUCAUGCGCAGUCCAUCGCAAGACUGUCCGCCCCCGCGCCCGUGUCGAACGCUCCAACCGCGUCAAUCCGCGACAGGCUAUGAUGGAGAAGUAUCGCCAGCAAGGUGAUAAAAGCGGCGGCCAGCGCCCCGGCCAGGCUGGCGGGAAGUAA